This is a messenger RNA of Contarinia nasturtii (swede midge), 1845 nucleotides long. RefSeq lists its product as uncharacterized. The transcript has 2 exons. Lineage: Eukaryota; Metazoa; Arthropoda; Insecta; Diptera; Cecidomyiidae. Bases 141 to 1670 code for a protein of 509 amino acids. The record is from RefSeq and is a predicted model, not a curated record.
CAAAAUAAUUUUCCCAUUAUAAAAACUUUCACGAAUUGUCUGCGUUAAAAGUCAUCAAACAAUUAUAAUAGUGAUUAAAUUGUAUUUACGUGUCAUGUUCUAACAAUUUCUAUUAAAAAAAAAAAAAACAAUCGUAAGCAAUGGGAGAAAAUCGCACAGAAAUAGCGGCUGCCGGCAAAAACAUUGAGCAAACAAAAAAUGUUGGUAUUAUACAGGCAACAAGAAAACGAAUGAUGCUAUCAGAAGUGUAUGUGCACAAAAAUCGAAAAUUAGAUGACGAUGCAAAAAAUGGGAACCAAUUUGAAGUGUUUCACAUCUACGAAUUUGACGAAAGUGAUUCAAAUGUAAAGAUUACGCCGAAACUUUCGACAAAUUGUACGGAACCACGGAAAAUUAUCGAUGUUUUACAAAAUUCAACUGGAUCAGAAACGCCACAGCUACAACGUUUGAUAGAAAAAUUAUGUGCCCAGAAUAAAAAAUGGUCAGAAAUUCAAGAUAAUCAAAACGGCAACCAAAAUGAUAAUGGCCCGAAUGACAAGGUAACUAAUGAAAGUAUUAGUAACAUGUCAUCUGCAUCGAAUGUUCAACCAACAGUUCGGGUGUCUCUGCCAAUGUCUACUCAAUCCACUUCAACGUCUACCCAGUCCAAAUCUGUUACGACACCGUCAAAUAUACCAGCGAUUCGACUUAAAUCGAUUGAUAGUUUGAAAGAAACUAGUAAGUCAAUUACUGCCAAUACACCAAAGACUACAAGUACACCAAAGGUCGUUCCCGUUCAGAAAACGGUUCAAGGACGUGCACCAGUUCAAAAAGUCAACAAUGGUCACGAAAAAAAUCAACAACCGGUUACUUAUACCAACAAAUCGACUUCAACACCAACACCAACACCAGCACCAACACCAACAGUUAAACUCUGGAAUAAUGUAAUUCAGAACAAUGCAACUGAAAAAGAUUUUGACUAUCUGGUUGUUGCCAACAAAGAAGAGGCUAACAAAGAUAAUUCAGUGUUUCGUUUGAAACCGACCAAUGAAAUGAUUGAACAUGCAUCUGGAAGCACUUCUUCAUCGCUGAAAAUACAACAAGUUUUUGAAUGUGUUACCGAUGAAUUUGUUGAAGAUUUAUUGGUAGAAAAAGAAAAACCACCGGCAACCAAAUCAAACAAAGAACCAAGCCCACCUGUUGAUACGAUACUCGAGCAAGUUGUAAAUAAUCAAAAUGCUCAAACGAACAAGGCCAUUACAUUCGUUCCCACAUCAAACGGCCAAUGCACUGACUAUCGAUGCAACAUUUGCUUGUUGUUCAACGAUACAUAUAACGAUUACCUGGCGCAUAUGUGUCGCGUGCAUCAAUGCAAUUAUGUUUGUAGAAAGUGCCACGAAGGAUUUGAACGUAAAAUAGCGAAACUUCAGCAUCUAGAACCGAAUGGAGUAUGUACACGUCCAGAGAAUGCACAAAGAUCUUUUAUUUGUAUUGUUGAUCCACCCGUUAUUUUGAUGAAGAAUGGCAAAGUAUUCGCGUUUAAAUGCAAACAUUGUAGUUUGGCAUUUCAUAAUCAAAGAAAUUAUGUUCAUCAUGCUCAGCGUCAUGCCAAAACUUUUCGAUGCAAGUUGUGCACAGCCGCCAAAGCACUAACAUCUGAAUUGAUGCAACAGCAUUUAAAACAACAUUAAUGUACCGUGUAUGUAAUAUGUAUACUCUACUGAUAAGAAAUUACAAAUUUAGAUUUUAAACCAUUCAAUACACAACAUAAAAGUCAGCGAUCUUUUCUUUGAUUUUUUAUUGAAAAAUUCAGCAACAAACUAAAAGCAAAAACAAAAUUAAUUGAGUGAUAUAUUUUUGAUUAUA